AUGUCUACCGACCCUGCCGCACCGACCGACGAGCCGUCCUCGCGCCUCUCGAACCAACUCUCCCGUUCGCCUGAUGAGGAUGCUGGAAAGGCGACACCAGCCGAGAACGGCUCGCGAGGACUCGUCAUGACCGCUCCGAGAUCGCUCAGCGCUCAGCUCCCUUCCGACCGGAAUCCUCCAGCACAUCUUCACCCAACUGCACCAGAGCCUCAAGGAGUCGCGUUCUCGGACCACUAG
Molecule: messenger RNA, 237 nt
Organism: Rhodotorula toruloides NP11
Lineage: Eukaryota; Fungi; Basidiomycota; Microbotryomycetes; Sporidiobolales; Sporidiobolaceae
Exons: 2
Coding region: 1-237 (78 amino acids)
Source: RefSeq, a predicted model, not a curated record